AUGUCGAACAACAGCAAUACUCUCUUUAACAAUCUCUUCUCUUCGAUAAUCGCAGACAUCAAAUCCUAUAAUGGCAAUGAUCCUCUUCUCCCAUGGAUCCGAGGGAUAAAGAAAAUGAAAGACUCGGUGCCUCCCCAGCUUCUCAAAGAGAAACUGCCUCGCUUUCUUCAGAAAUGCGCCGAGAAUUUUCAAACUGACCGCCGCUACUCCAACGACCUGCGCUACCUUCGCGUUUGGUUACAAUUGAUGGAUUUUGUGGAUGAUCCAAAAGCAGUUUUGAGAACCAUGGAGAUGAAUCGCAUUGGAAUGAGGAAGUCUUUGUUUUACCAGGCUUAUGCUCUCUAUUAUGAAAAGACAAAGAAGUUUGACGCGGCAGAGAAGAUUUACCAUUUAGGUGUGCAGAACCUUGCAGAUCCUGCUGAUGAGUUGCAAAAGGCAUAUGAGCAAUUUCUUCAUCGUAUGAAGCGACACAGAAAUAAGAGAAUUCAGGGAGGGAAAGCUAACAUGUGUAUUCCAAAGAAUGAUGAGGUUAAAGAAAAGAAUGAGAGUGCUUGCGGAACUGAUGAACAAACUGCUGGAGCUUGGCUAGGAGAAUGUUCUUUAGAGAUGCAACCACAGGCUGUAAAUACUGAGAACAUGAUUAACCAGUCACAAAUCUCUGAGAAUGAAAUGCCAAUAGAAGAAGCAAAUCAUAAAAACAUUGCAGCAAAAUCUGGUAAUAUUGAAUUGCUCAAAAAUAGGCAACUUAAGAACGUGGUGGUGAGUGAUUGUGGAGGCAAAAGUUAUUUGGAAAAGAAUAAAGUUGAACAUGACAGAACUAGAAAAUUUGGAAGUGAAGAUACAGUUGUGGCUAAGUUUGUAGAUACUGCCAUUGUUGGGCAAUCUAAUGCAGAAGACUCGAGGCAUCAUGGUCUGGUGGAGCCCACAAUUAACACAAAAGAGGCUAUGAAAGCCAUAAAUGGCAUGUUCCAAGAGCCAUUGGAGCCAUCUAUUGCUUGCAGGAGGUCAGAUAGAAGCCAGCCUAAAACUGAUGAGAUCUUCAAAAAUGGAAUCAAGGUUUACGCUGAGAACAGCUUAGAGACUGAGACAGUAUCAUGUCAGCAGAAACUGACAAAGGAUUCAUUAAAGCCACCACCAAGAUCUGACUCUAAUCAGCCUGUACACGAACCAUUUCAAAUAUAUAUUGAUGAUGAGGAAAGCCAUGAGGAGAUUCAACUUAGCCAUGAGGAGAUUCAACUUGAAAUCUCUAGUGAAGGUGUUAGGCAUGGGAAUGAUAUUCCAUUUCCAAUUCCAAAAGAUCUUUCUGAAUCCUCUAAAGAUCUAAAUCCUAGAAGGAGGCCUCAAGCUGGUCAACGGGAGGAUACAGUUGUUUUUCGGUUUGUAGGAUCCACCAUAUCUGACGAACCAGAGGUCGAAAAUGUUUGCCAUCAUGGCCUGGUUGAGCCCACUAUUAAUUUGAAGCAGGCUAUGACUGAUAUUAACAGCAUGUUCGGAAAGCCAAUAGAAUUUGCAAGGAAAAGCAGGACAAAGAAGCAAGACAGAAUAACAGAUGUGAAGAACAGUUCUGAUGGGUUUCUGAUACUUCCAGAUGACGAAUUAGACAAUGACAAUGCUAUGAAUGAUGUUAAUAAUAUGUUUCAGAAGCCAAUAGAAUUUUCAAGGAAAAGCAGGCCAAAUAACCAUGAUGAUGUACCUAAUCAUGUCAAGAUGACCAGUUGCAGUGGGUUUUUGAUUCUUCCUGAUGAGGAAUUAGACAAUGAACAAGGGAGCUCCCUAUCAAGUUUGUCUUCUAGAAAUGAACACGAUCUGUUUGAACAAACUCUAUGUACCAAGGAAGCAAUGGCUGAAAUCAGUAAAAUGUUUGCAAUGCCGAUGGAUAUGUGA
This is a messenger RNA of Fraxinus pennsylvanica, 1884 nucleotides long. The record is from the annotation of a GenBank genome assembly. Lineage: Eukaryota; Viridiplantae; Streptophyta; Magnoliopsida; Lamiales; Oleaceae.